Pocillopora meandrina is the source of this 315-nucleotide messenger RNA. NCBI's taxonomy places the organism in Eukaryota, Metazoa, Cnidaria, Anthozoa, Scleractinia, Pocilloporidae. The record is from the annotation of a GenBank genome assembly.
AUGGCGGACACAUGGUGGUUUGAGGAAACCAAACUUUUGAUCGCCUUAUGGAGUGAAGAGGCAGUGCAACAUGAGUUAAACACCAUGCACAACAAGAAACUCGUAUGGGACAAAAUAAGCCAAGGAAUAGCCGAUGAAGGGUACUCGAGAAGUGCACAACAGUGUCGUGUUAAAAUUAACAACCUCAAGCAAAAAUAUCGCAAGAUUCGCGACGGCAACAAAAUUUCUGGAAACCAACAAAAAGAAAGGGAGAUGUUUGAACCAAUGGACCAUGUUCUUGGCUGCAAACAAACCUCAAAACCUAGAGUGGUUGUU